UUCAUCUUCUCUACAUCCACCAUCCAGCAACAAUGAGGACACAGGUUACACUGCUGCUCAUCUGCAUGAUUUCCUCAGGAGCAUUGUCUCUGCAAUGUUAUCCAUAUUUUUACGAUUACACAGACUAUAAGUAUAAACCCACCAAUUGCACCAAUAGGUGUGCCAGUACAACCACUUCAGUGGACAUCUAUCUCAUAAGUGGUGUAUCUGGUGUAACAUACUCUGACUGGGCUUACGAUUUUUCUUGCGGAUCACCUGAGCAGUGUGUAAACACGAGUAUAAAUAUCGGUGUGGUGAAAAUCGCCAACAAUACCCAAUGCUGCACUACUAAUCUCUGCAACAACAGAACCCUGCCAGUUAUGCCACAGCAGCCCAUCAAUGGGAGAAAGUGUUAUACCUGUAAUGAGAAUGACUGCUCUCGAACACUGCAUUGUGAGGGAGCAGAAGAUCGCUGUAUCACUGCAACAGUUGCUCAAGGACCCAAUGUAAUGUCCUUGAAAGGCUGCACAACCAAGAACGUCUGCAAUACGACUCUACUAAGAGCACAUGGACUCAUCAUAACAGAUGUGGAGUGCUGUGAGGGGAAUCUGUGUAACGGUGCUGAGAGCUUCACACUGAGUUUCCUCCUCAUGAUCAUCCCUCUGCUCUCCUCCAUCCUCUUCUACUGAAAUGCCAGCCUUUCGAAAGCCCUUCAUCUGGUCAUAUUAUGAAAUUUUCUACUAAAUUUUCUCUUUUGCAUGUUUCUCAACCAGAAGUAAGUAGCAUAAGUAGCAUUUAACAGAUUAAGUAACAUUUAAAUUCCCCCGAAAAAGAAAACAGAGAAAAUUUCAUUUAAAUUUUUCAUUCCAAUUCAACUGAAAGAUGCCAUGCCUUUUUACUUAUACAUUUAUCUCCUAAUCUACUGAUUUAAAAAAAAAUUGCUGGCAAAUUUUAAAGAAUUAUAAGUUCAAUGCAGGAAAUGAAUUCUCACUUUGACUAUCAGAAUCAUCCACUUCAGUCUCUGUCUCAUCACCUGAUCUAAAACACCGGGAUGGAAGUCAAUUUCCCAUACUUUUCAUCAGCUCAUUUAAACAUUUAGACACGUCAAAAGUACAGAGUGUGUAAGCUCUCUUCUCUGUUUGAUGCUGAUGUGACAGAGCAGGAGCAUCGCGGACGUUACAAUUAAUUCAAUUCAGUAACUAUUCAUAGCCGUUAAUCAAAAUGUGAUACAAUCACACUUUUAACUAACAAGGAAGUCUGGCUGUUUUUACUACUGCGUUUGUUAAACUGCCUUCACAGGAAGAUAUCAAGGCAAAACUAUAAAGUAGCAUAAAUAAAUAACACUGAUGUUGUUUGGGUGAAAUACAUGUUUUCUUAAACUAGACAUGUCAAAGUAUAUUACUGGCAAAAAUAAAUAAAUAAAUAAUAAUAAUUUUUUGUCAUUUUCAGCUGUACAGAGAUCUGACAGAUUUUCCCAGAUUCCCACAAAAGUCAGCAUCCUAAUGCUUCCCAAUCUGGUGCAGAAUUACAAAAAGAAAACAGAAAUGAAGUUUUUAUGUCGGUUGAGGAAUUCCUUUUUUUCUUUUAUCUGUCAUGUUGCAGUGUUUUUUCUGGAGCCUGUGUUGAUAUGUGUUAAAUGAAAAUGCCCCACUGCAUGGAUUACACUUCUGUUUGUAAAUCACUAAUGAUGUUUUUUUUCUUGCUGAGACUUAAAACUUCAAAUGAAACCAAGAAAAUAAACUGAUUGG
Pangasianodon hypophthalmus (striped catfish) is the source of this 1727-nucleotide messenger RNA. RefSeq names its product ly6/PLAUR domain-containing protein 8. The record is from RefSeq and is a predicted model, not a curated record. The coding region runs from base 33 to 668 and encodes 211 amino acids. The transcript is spliced from 5 exons. NCBI's taxonomy places the organism in Eukaryota, Metazoa, Chordata, Actinopteri, Siluriformes, Pangasiidae.